This is a messenger RNA of Cuscuta epithymum, 1778 nucleotides long. NCBI's taxonomy places the organism in Eukaryota, Viridiplantae, Streptophyta, Magnoliopsida, Solanales, Convolvulaceae. The record is from the annotation of a GenBank genome assembly.
CGAUUUUGAAAACCCACUUUAUACACGUCUAUAAUAACAAUCACUAGCGCACGUAGCUGCUUCCAUUCCCGCCCGCCUUGACGCUUCGCCUCAGUCCUCUUCUUCCCUCCCCUCUAUUCGCUUCAAUUUCAUCGAGUGGCGGGACAAAUACUUACGAACGGACGAUUCUCGUUGCAAUGAACGGACGAAAAGCUGCAUCGGUUGACAGAAUCAGUGAACUGCCAGCAGAUUUAAAGGACCAAAUUUUAAAGUUCUUGGACACCCAAUCUGCUGCCCGAACAGCUCUUCUCUCGACUCAAUGGAAGGAUGUAUGGUAUCGCCAUGGCCGGCUUGAGUUUUUUUGGGACUUCAACGAACCCUUGUCUUCUCUUGGAAACAUGAUAACUAACAUUCUCUUGCUCCGUUCUGGACCCGUGAGGGAAUUUUCGCUUUAUAUUUGCAGUCAGGAGGAUCCAGCCCUUCCCCAGUCUGAUAUUGAUUCGUGGUGCCUAUUUCUAUCGAGAAAUGGAAUUGAAGAGCUUACCCUCGGUUAUUUUGAGUUUCAGUAUUAUGAUCUGCCAGUUUGUAUAGUCUCCUGCCCGACCAUUAAGAUACUCAGUCUUCGGAAUUUCUUUUUCCGUUUCCCUGUUAAUGCUCCACCUGGCGGUAUAUUUCCCAACCUCACAUUUGUAUUUUUCAGCCGUACUGAUUUUGAGCAUAAUGCUGCUGGAAUUAUGGGUUGUAAAAUACCUAAUCUUGUUGAGCUGGUCUUCUCCCAUUGUAAUGAGGUCCAAAAGUGUGUGAUCAAUGCUCCAAAACUGGAAAGCUUGAUGGUCAUUGGCUCUACUAUGUACAGAAAUGAAUGGUCAGAAUGGAGAUGGUUUCUUAUUCAUCUUCCAAUAAUUAAGACUCUUUGCUUGUCUGUAGAACUAUUUGUGGAUAAUCUUGGUGCUACAAUAAAUAUCCAAGAGAUGUUACCAAUAGCAAUAAAUGUGGAAGUAAUUAAGCUGUAUGAGUUCAACUUUGCUUCCGCGAAGCACUUUGAUUUUGCGGUUCAGCUGAUUAAAAAAUGUCCAAAGCUAUGCGAAUUGGAAAUUCUAGCAGAACAGUUUUCUUCAAUGGAAGAGUUUAAAGCUGCUGCAAGGGCAUGGGAAGAUCCAGAGUAUGGGUUUAUUGAUCAGGAACUGGCCGUGAUUAAAACAGUGAAGUUCGCAUCAUUUCUUGGAUUGAGAUUGGAAGUACAGUUUGUCAAAACAAUCCUGUCAAAUUCUCCCGCCCUUGAGACACUUGUUAUUCAGGAAGCAUCAUAUAAUAGUUUAAAUAACUCUGUGGUUCCCGGAAUCGUAAGGAAGAUGCCCCGCUUCCCUCGUGCUUCUCCAAAAGCACAAAUCGUCCUCUUGAAUUAUACGUAUCCCAGCCUCGUUGAUUCACCUCCUGAGUUUUAGCUUUUCGGUCUUUAUUUUCCAAAUGGAUAAGUGCAGCAUGUCUGGGCAUUUUUUGGGAAUCAUCAUCUUACUCCGAUGUACAAAAGUUUGGUUUUUCAAUCCAAAUGAUCAUCAAACAGCUAUUUUUAUGUUUUGGAAUGAUUUUUUAUUACCUGAAGUAGAUGGAACAACAAUUAUAAUUCUGGAAGAAGUGAGAUGCUAAGCUUUUUUAUGCAGUAUAAAUUUUUGUUAGGUCUCAACUCUUUAUAGAUACUCAUCCCUUAUCUGACUGGGUAUUUUGAAAGGGAUGUCGUGAGUAUGGGGAUAUUUCUUUUAUGGCUCCCUUUGUCUUGACAACAAAUUUCACAUUAUUUU